GACGCACAGCCCAAUUCCAGGAAGACCCACCAAGCGGCGGUUUUUAACUCGAUUACGUGUUUGAAGAAGUUGGGGCUCCCAAGAGCCUCACGUGUAAAUAGAUGAGGGCAUUCUUGAUAUGCAUGGCAUGGCAUGGUAUCGGCAUUCUAGAGAUUUCGGGGAUUCAUGGGGCCUCAAACCGGAGUUCUCGGAGCAAUACGCAGGAACUUGACGAGCGAGAGAGCCGUCCAAGUGCAUUCGCUUAUACGGAAGACGAAGUGGAAACGAAGGUCGGACAUAUCCAGGCCAGCAUGACGAGGCUCACCCACCAGCGGCAGGAAGAUGCCGGGAUGGUGACGAAAGAUGACUGCAUCCGCUGGGGACGGGACAAGCCCAGCAGGAACAGCUGACAAUGGGCUCCAAAGAGAAAGACGGGAUGCCGGCACAAACAGAAUCCCGGAGCCCAUUAAUUUGGACGAGUCCUAUAAUAUUUAAUCUUGUGUGUACAUAGAACGAUUCAUGAUCAUGGCAAUUG
Colletotrichum phormii is the source of this 514-nucleotide messenger RNA. RefSeq lists its product as uncharacterized. The transcript has a single exon. Lineage: Eukaryota; Fungi; Ascomycota; Sordariomycetes; Glomerellales; Glomerellaceae. The record is from RefSeq and is a predicted model, not a curated record. Bases 102 to 389 code for a protein of 95 amino acids.